Molecule: messenger RNA, 1521 nt
Organism: Chlorella variabilis
Lineage: Eukaryota; Viridiplantae; Chlorophyta; Trebouxiophyceae; Chlorellales; Chlorellaceae
Exons: 4
Coding region: 4-567 (187 amino acids)
Biological process (GO): endoplasmic reticulum calcium ion homeostasis
Cellular component (GO): cytoplasm; endoplasmic reticulum membrane
Molecular function (GO): calcium channel activity
Source: RefSeq, a predicted model, not a curated record
ACCAUGACGUUCGUGCCGCUGUAUGUAAUCGCUUUCAGCACCACAGCGGCCCUUAUCACAGAGUUCCUGCAAUGGUUCUUCGUGUGGCGCACGCCCGGGUUCAAGGCCCUCAAGGCCAACCUGGCGAAGCACAGCAAGAAGGUGGACGACGCCAAGGACACGGCGGCCAGCAAAAACCUGAAGAAGAAGGAGCAGCGGCUGCAGAACUGGAGGAGUGAGGCUGGGCGGCAAAUAGCGGCGUACAACUGGAAAGCAUCGCUGGUGAUGAUGUUCUGCAUGUUCGCCACCUACAAGAUCAUGAUGCGGCUGUUCUCGACCUUGGGCCCGGUGGGGCGCCUGCCCUUCGAGCCGCCGCCCUUCCUGCAGAAAGUGACGCACCGCGGGCUGGAAAGCGCCGAUGCGCGGGACUGCUCGGCGGUCUUCAUCUUCGUCCUGUGCCAGAGCUCGGUGCGCAUGGUGAUUGGCAAGCUGCUCGACCUGGGCAUGGGGCGGGAGUUCCAGGACAUCAUGCCCACCAUGCCCAAGGGCUUCCCCAGCUUCUUCGAGGACGACAAGAAGGCCAAGUGACCGCCAUUCUGACCUGGCCUGCAGCUCAUGACGCCAUGGCCGCACCCCGCAUGCCUUACGCGUACUUCCUACUCUACCGCUAUGCUUAUGGUCCAUCUCACUUUCCUUCCGGUGCACUGUUUACACUCAGCUUUUUGGCUGGCAUUUUGGAAUGGUUGACAGCUGGCCAGAAAAACGUUGGCUGUAAAAGAAGCAAAAUCUUUGAGCACCGGCGUGGCAGGCGAGCGGUGCCCAAGAGGGGGCAGGCAAAGAGUGGAGGGGCAAAGAGAGAGGAACGGGUGGGGAUGCGCAGGUAACGGAGGCUUGGAAGUUUGGGAACGAAAGAGGCGCGCACGAGACGGGCUGACACACUUGGGGACAGUAUGGGGCAGGGCAACCGGGGGGCCAACGGGCGGGGCGUUCGGGCAGGCAAGAUGCGUUGGGGUGGGCAAGAAAAGCAAGGUUUGGAGGGGCCGAAGACAGGGGUUAAGAGAGAUCAAGGGAAGGGGGGGGCAAAGUGCACGAGGGAGCGCAUUCAUUGUUGCAGCAACCAAGCAGAGGAGGAGCCGGGGAACAGGAAACCUGUUAGCAUGAAAAUGGGGGGGCGCCACGGGGGGAUUUCAGGCGCGCACGCAAGUACACAGAUUUGGCCAUGCAUGCAUUGUACUGUACCAGCAUGCUUAGUAAGCAAAGGUUCGUACUGAGGCAAAAUUAGGGCAACUGCGAGGGGUGUCUGCAGUGAGCGAUGGCAGGCAACAUACGGGAGGCAUGCCGCACUCUAAACGAAAACUAUCAGGCAAGGGGAGAGGAGAGUACAGCAUGCACACAUCGACGGCGCUAGGCAGGCCGCUGCACGGAUGCUCGCUACCUCUACUGAUCCUGCCAGCUCAGGCCAGCACCACCUGCGCGCCGGCGGCAGCCAGGCAGCUCGCGCUGCUUGCUGCGCUGCAGGUGACGGGGCAGGCUGCGGCGAUG